Molecule: messenger RNA, 594 nt
Organism: Nilaparvata lugens (brown planthopper)
Lineage: Eukaryota; Metazoa; Arthropoda; Insecta; Hemiptera; Delphacidae
Product: ATP-dependent RNA helicase DDX1-like
Exons: 3
Coding region: 28-579 (183 amino acids)
Source: RefSeq, a predicted model, not a curated record
CAGGUGAAGAAACUGGCCAACACCCUGAUGCACUUCCCGACAUGGGUGGACCUGAAGGGUGAGGACGCUGUUCCGGAGACAGUACACCAUGUGGUGGUGCCUGUCGACCCACAGGCGGACCAGGCCUGGAAGAACUACCGCAAACACGUUCAGACCGACGGCGUCCAUGCAAGGGAUAAUUGCAGUCCUAGCGCCAAUUCAGCUGAAAUGCUGUCAGAGGCAGUGAAAAUGAUGAAAGGAGAGUACGCUGUGCAUGCAAUCAACAAACACAAAAUGGACAAAGCAAUCAUCUUCUGUCGCACCAAAUUGGAUUGCGACAAUCUGGAACGCUAUUUCAAUCAAUUAGGUGGCGGGCCUCAAAACCGUAACAACCCCUACUCGUGUGUCUGCCUGCACGGGGAUCGCAAACCUCAUGAACGUAAAUCCAAUCUGGAGAGAUUCAAAAGAAGUGAAGUGAAGUUCCUCAUCUGCACCGAUGUUGCCGCGAGGGGUAUCGAUAUCACUGGAUUGCCUUUCAGUAAGUUCAAACUUUCUACCGAAUCAAAUAUUGAUUGUGUCAAGUCGACGGGUCGUAAUUGACCAUCUAAUGCCGGA